This is a messenger RNA of Heterobilharzia americana, 561 nucleotides long. NCBI's taxonomy places the organism in Eukaryota, Metazoa, Platyhelminthes, Trematoda, Strigeidida, Schistosomatidae. The record is from the annotation of a GenBank genome assembly.
AUGAAAUUACCGUGGUUAUUUUCACUGACUUUGUUCCUUGCAUUAUUUGUACACAAUUUGUCAGCCAUUUCUUCAUACCAUCUUCAACGCCAUAAAGACCAUCGAAAUGGAAGUCAACCAAAUGUUUUUCAAUGCAUAUCAUGUAAAUCUGGUACUCAAAAAGUUUUGGAUGUUAUUUUAAGUCCAGCUACAAAAAUCACAGUCACUGAAAAAAUCAAAAUGCUCUGUCUGAAAACAGGACCGUUUUAUAAUUCGUGCAACGAUUUUGUUAGUGAACUUUCUGUUCACAUUUUUGACGUUAUGGGUAAACUGGAACCACAAAAGUGGUGUGCUUUUCUUGGAUUCUGUUAUUACCCACCUAAUGUACCAGUCUGCGAAUAUUGCUGUAAAACUGGACAACUUAUAAAGUCAAUGCUGUUAGCAGAAAAAUUCACUGAAGGAUUAUACAAUAACACAUUGGCUAUGUGUAAUUAUGUACCUAUAUACUCUUUUUUUGCGGUCCACUUUUGCAUGAUUAUUUAUGGCUUUCAGAGAUUCUGUCAGAAUGCUGGAUUCUGUUAA